AUGGACGGAUCUCCCGUCAAGGCGGAGGAGUCGGCAGACCACCGCAAGAGCGGAUACAAGUCAUGGAAGAAGAAGUAUCGCAAGAUGCGCAUUGUUUUCGAUCAAAAGAUGCAAGAAGGCGAGGAUCUACACAAGCGGGAGGAUAAAGCUUCUGCUACGGUCAAAAGAUUAGCUGUUGAGAAUGACCGCCUGCUAGAUCUCCUCCUCGAUGUCAACAACUCGCCGCAAAUCCCCCUCGACAAACGAAUAGAUGUGUCCCUAAAGCCAUCCCCAGGUGCCAAGAUCGUCCUCCCAAUUGACAGCAAGCAUGCACCCCAAAAGGAGCUCAGCAUCAAGAAACUCCAGCAACUCCUCGAGGAGAUCCCUCACUCAACGUACACCUCGGCCAAGGACUCGAAGCGCUCCUACGUCAGUGACUUGGCUGCUCCCGAGGGCGAACCCUUCCCGCCUAGCUUCUUGUCCGCCGACGACAUUGAUAACUACAUCCACGAUAUCGACAGCUCAAUAGACCCGGAGACACACAUACCCACGCUCGCUCCUCGGGCCCAUCCGAGCACCAACCCAAUUCAACACGCUCACCUGAAAAACCCCACAAGCGUAACCAACUGGUUGCGCAAACACGCGCCCAAGAUCUUCCUCCAAGACGGAGAGGCUCACGAUGGCGAUGACGAGGGUCAAGCAGGCCACCAUACAGGUGGUCGCAAGACGCGUGGAUCCCGAGGCGAGCGUGGUGGCGGUCGCGGCCGUGGUAAACGAGGCAGCCUGGCCUCAAGAAUGGCCGAUCGGGAGCGAGAGCGCGAUCGCGGCGAAUGGGACGCUAGCAUGGACGAGGAUGCCGAUUUUGGCACACCCGUGGGCAGAGGCAAGCGCAAGAGGGACGACGAUCCUGGUUAUAGACCCGGAGGGUCUGGUGGCCGUCCAGUCAAGAAGAAGAGAAAGAGCGACAUGGAUGGUACGCCAGCUGCUCGAAAGUCCAAGAAGGAAGCUGCCUCGAGGGAUGAUUAG
This is a messenger RNA of Metarhizium brunneum ARSEF 3297, 1005 nucleotides long. RefSeq lists its product as uncharacterized. Gene Ontology annotation, biological process: chromatin remodeling. Lineage: Eukaryota; Fungi; Ascomycota; Sordariomycetes; Hypocreales; Clavicipitaceae. Gene Ontology annotation, cellular component: nucleus; Ino80 complex. The record is from RefSeq and is a predicted model, not a curated record.